Molecule: messenger RNA, 1569 nt
Organism: Haliaeetus leucocephalus (bald eagle)
Lineage: Eukaryota; Metazoa; Chordata; Aves; Accipitriformes; Accipitridae
Gene: RASEF
Product: RAS and EF-hand domain containing
Exons: 16
Coding region: 1-1569 (522 amino acids)
Molecular function (GO): GTPase activity; GTP binding
Source: RefSeq, a predicted model, not a curated record
AUGGAAACUUUGGCCAUUGCUGUAAAAAGAGCUCAGGAUAAAGCGGCAGUUCAGCUCAGUGAGCUGGAGGAAGAGAUGGAACAACGAAUACAGGCUGUGGAGCAUAAAGUUAAAAAGGAAGAGAAGCGAAAAGCUGAAGAAGCACUAAAUGAGCUGAAGCGCCAGUAUGAUACUGAAGUUGGGGAUCUUCAGGUGACAAUAAAAAAACUUAAAAAGCUGGAGGAGCAAUCCAAAAAUGUAAAUCACAGAGAAGAUGUGGUUGAACUGAGAAAAAGAAUACAUGAUAUGUUGCUGGAAAAUCAGAAACUUAAGAAAGAUCUUUUAGAAGCACAGACAAAUAUAGCUUUUCUACAGAGUGAAUUAGACAGCUUGAAAAGCGAGUAUGCAGAUCAGACUCUGAACACUGAGAGAGACCUAGAAAUGAUCCGAGAGUAUACUGAAGACAGAGAUAACCUGGAAAGACAAAUUGAAAUACUUCAAUCAGCUAACAGAAAGCUACAUGACAGCAAUGAUGGUUUAAGAACAGCUCUUGAAAACAGUUUCAGCAAGUACAACAGAUCAUUGCGGUUAGCAAACACGUCACCAGGAAGUACCAUUUCUAGAAGCAGUCCUAAAUGUAAUGGUGGACAGUCUCCUCUUUGUGUGGAUGAAGAUUAUGAUUCUUUAGCCCUUUGUGAUCCUAUGCAAAGGAUAAACUAUGAAGUUGACAGCUUACCUGAGAGCUGUUUUGACAGUGGUUUAUCUACCCUGAGAGAUUCAAAUGAGUAUGAUUCAGAAGUGGAAUACAGACAUCAAAGGAUUUUUCAAAGGUCACAGUGUAUGCAAGAAAGCUUUGGUGGUGAUGCUUCUGAUACAGAUGUUCCAGAGAUCAGGGAUGAAGAAGCAUACAGUCCUGAUAACAGCCGUACACUGUUAGACUGGAAGACCUCACAACCAGUAAGUCGAAGCAGCAGUUCAGAGAAAGCUUACAAGAUUGUUCUUGCUGGAGACGCAGCAGUGGGAAAAUCCAGUUUCCUUAUGAGACUUUGCAAGAAUGAAUUUCAAGGCAAUACCAGUGCAACCCUGGGUGUGGAUUUUCAAAUGAAAAGACUAAUUGUUGAUGGAGAACCUACAGUGCUACAACUGUGGGACACAGCUGGGCAGGAAAGAUUCCGAAGUAUUGCUAAAUCAUACUUCAGAAGAGCAGAUGGUGUCUUACUGCUAUAUGACGUAACGUGUGAAAAAAGCUUUCUUAAUGUGCGAGAAUGGGUGGAUAUGAUCGAGGAUGCAACUCAUGAGAAUAUUCCAAUUAUGAUGGUGGGAAACAAAGCAGAUCUCCGCCAAGCCGUUACAGAACAAGGGCAAAAAUGUGUGCCUAUAAAGUGUGGAGAAAAGCUGGCUAUGACUUACAGUGCACUAUUCUGUGAAACAAGUGCUAAAGAUGGAUCUAAUAUUGUAGAAGCAGUUCUUCAUCUUGCUCGGGAAGUACGAAAACGAAGUGAUAAUCAAGAUGAUACGAGGUCAGUAACUAGCCUGGCUGGGACACCUGUCAAAAAAUCAGCACUCACGAAAAACUGUUGCAAUGUUUAA